Lachancea sp. 'fantastica' is the source of this 1446-nucleotide messenger RNA. NCBI's taxonomy places the organism in Eukaryota, Fungi, Ascomycota, Saccharomycetes, Saccharomycetales, Saccharomycetaceae. The record is from the annotation of a GenBank genome assembly.
AUGGCAGAAAAUUCCGAAUCAAACCGUCAAGAUCUUUUUCAGCCUGUGGGCGAAUCCGUGCAGGAAAUCGACCAGCAAGGACAACCAGAUGUUGUUGUCCCAACAAAUACUGGCGCUGCCGAUGCAGAAGGCCACCCAGUUCAGGAGAUUGAGUCUCUGUGCAUGAACUGUCAUGAAGAUGGUACCACUAGAUUGCUACUGACAUCCAUACCGUAUUUCAAAGAAGUCGUUCUAAUGUCGUUCGAAUGCCCACAUUGUGGAUUCAAGAACAGCGAAAUUCAACCUGCAUCUCAAAUAAUGGAAAAAGGUGGCAGAUACACUCUCAAGAUCGAAGAAAAGGCUGACUUUAACCGUCAGGUCAUCAAAUCCGAGACUGCCACUUGCAAGUUUAAAGAGCUGGACAUCGAGAUUCCCGCUCGCAGAGGUCAGCUAACCACUGUGGAGGGACUUCUCAGCGAGAUGCUCGAAGAUUUGACAUCGGACCAACCGGCCAGAAAAGCCAUCGACGAGGGCCUGUACAAUCAAAUUGAUGAAUUUAUCAAUAAGGUUAAAUCUUACCUAAAUUGCGAACCAGAAACAUUGCCUCUCACAUUCAUUCUGGACGAUCCAGCAGGAAACUCAUGGAUCGAGUAUAAGCCAGGGGAAGCAGCCCACAAAUGGUCCCAAGCCCAAUAUCUCAGAUCCGGGGAACAAAACGUCCAAGUCGGUCUUCUCUCACCAGACCAGCUCGAACAGCAACGCAGAGACGAACAGGCAAAACUAGCUGACAGAGAAAGAAACCCCUCAGAGGCUCAAAAAUCAACUUUCAUCUCAGAUGAAACUGAUAUCGAAAACUUUAACAACGAGGUGCAAACUUUCAGAUCCACAUGCUCUUCAUGCGGCCAACCUUCUGACACCCAUAUGAAACCUGUUAAUAUUCCUCAUUUCAAGGAAGUCAUUAUCAUGUCCACAGUGUGCGACCAUUGUGGUUACAAAUCGAAUGAGGUGAAGACCGGUGGCGCUAUUCCUAGUCAGGGAAGAAGGAUCUCGCUUGUGUGCGAUGAGCCCGAGGAUCUAUCCCGUGAUAUUUUGAAGAGCGAGACCUGUUCGAUGACCAUUCCUGAACUCAGCUUGGACAUUCAGCAGGGAACAUUAGGUGGAAGAUUCACCACUUUAGAGGGACUCUUGAAACAGGUUUAUGACGAGCUACGGACCAGAGUGUUCACACAGACCUCAGACUCCAUGGAAGAGGAAACGAAGGCGAGAUGGGAGAAGUUUUUCACCACUUUGGAAAACGGCCUGAAUGGCAAAAUGAAAUUUACAGUGAUAAUGGAGGAUCCACUUGCUGGAUCUUACAUUCAAAACGUCUACGCCCCCGAUGCAGACCCAAACAUGACGAUAGAGGACUACGACAGAACUCCAGAGCAAAAUGAAGACCUGGGUCUCAAUGACAUGAUUGCUGAUUAA